GAACUGUCCAACUCCUCGAAAACGAUGGGUGCCUUUGACCCCGCUACCCUAACUAUGGCGCCUCGAAGGCCUGAAGGGACGUCCCCUCCGGAUUUCCUCACUGUCCAAGAGAGGACGAUGUCCGACCUUCACAGAAUCGAUUCGAACCGCGUCCCUUCUCCCAUGUCGUCUCCUACAUUCCAGCUGCUCUACCCAAGAACAGGAAAGACACGGGUGAUCAGCCACGGAUUUACUGCCUUUACACUCGAGCGCCCAAUCCCUGGAGCAUACAUGCGGGGCUGCAUCAACCUGUCCCGAUUGGCGGUGUGCUGGAGCGACUAACAACCUAUCCUGCUGUCCUGUGCUUGCAGGUGAUUUCGGCUCUUAUUACAAGGACUUCGCCAAAUGCAUCCCUAAUCACCCACGCACUUCUGCAUCUUCCAUCCAAUCCAACAUAGCUGGCGAUAUACGUCCGGCAUCACAUUAUCUCGCUUCGUCGUCCGAACGACAUACGGACAAAGGUGCACCGACAUUUUUUCCGUCGCGACCCGCUUUGUCGGCACUUUCUCGAGUCGUUGCCUCCCAGGAUGCCUGACGACCACAUUCAAAUUGCUGGAUAUACUCCCGCCCAUCUCCUUGUCUAUCCACUGCAAGAUCCCGGGCCAGCCUACCGAGGGCCACAAAAAUUCGACAUUCAGAGGUGCCAUGGUGGUGCAACACUCAUUGCAGAUCUUUUGCACGCCUCCGCCAGCGAACACCAUCACCAAGUGCACGGACCGCCUCUAGACGCCCUUAAAGGCGGUCUUCUCGAGCCUUCGGCUUCUGAUAUCACGGAACUGGAAGUCUUUGGUGAAGCGGACAAUCUGCAAACGAGUUAUAAAGUAAAGCAUAGCCGGCCGCUCGAUAGGUGUCCCACAUGGUAUCCUCCUCGAGGCUCUCUCAAGGGAGCUGACCGAGUUAGCCUUCUAAUCUUUCAAGAUGUUGAAUCUGGCUACAGUGAACAUGAUGGUUUCAGUAACCCUGAUGAUGCAGUGGCAUUCUUUCGCAAGAGUCGUCCGGGAACACUCAUCUACCACAUGGCUCGUCCUCUCGGGACUGGGGAGAUUUGGGAUGCUGUUCGCCGUGGACCCUAUACAGCAGGUGGCCUCCAAGACCCUCAAAAGCUCAUUGUGGUCGUCAGCGCAGACGAUCUUCGCGCUGAAGGCAUCGAAUUGUACCACGGCCUUUCAUGGGAAAAGACGUGUGAGGAUUUCGUCGAAAAGCUCGGCUCCAAUGGCCAACUUGACACCUUGGCUACUUGCGCCAAUCUCUUGGUCCUUUUCGGAUGUGACGGAGUUAUCUAUCACCGCGGCCGGGAAAUGAACGAACCGACUCUGUUCUUUGAUCCUCUGGGAGUGGAGGGCAGGUUCUACAGGGUACAUGUCGGACCUGUUCCAGGAGUCGUGGAGGCUUUUAUUGGAGGUCUAGCUACCAAGUUAGCGUGUAGGGAAUCCCUUAACGAGGCUAUCAAGUUCGGCUUUAUCACUGCAAGGCGCCUGGCAAAGCUAGGAUUCACAGCCAGCAAGGUUCCCGGAUGGCCUAGAUACCCGAUUUCGAGCAUCAUAAACAAAAACACACUCACCGAGGAAACCCCAACCACACUUGAAAUUCCAUCUGAAAGCAUUUCGCGUGGUGACAAUCGGCGUUGGUCUAUUCUACAUCACAAUAUUGGAGAUCCUGUUCAAGUGGCGUGCCAUAUAGUCACGAAGGGAAUAUACUCUGCUGCAAAUUGGAUCCCUAUCGCCAGAUUUGGUCGUCUACAUGUCCUCGACAGGUGGGAAAAUGAAGGAUUCCGAAAUAUAUUCAAUGCCAUAUACGAAUACUUAUCAGCUCCUCAGAUCAAACCAAUCAACAUCGGCAUCUUCGGGUCUAGAGGCUCUGGAAAGUCCUUCGCCACCGGCCAGGUUGCAGAAUCUGCAGCAUUAGCUGCGCGAAGCGGCCGCAAGAUUCAACACCUGCGUUUCAACCUCUCUCAAUUCACGACUCCCGAAGACCUCUCUGUUGCUUUCAACAAAGUGCGAGAGUGCAACCUUUCAGGAACUCUGCCUUUGGUCUAUAUCAAUGGUUUCGAUGCAGAUCUCGCGGGGCGUCCCCUCGGGUGGCUAGCGCAUCUACUCGCCCCCAUGCAUGGCGGUCAGGUCCUAGACCGUGGCGAAAUGCAACGUCUCGGCCCUGCGAUCAUUCUUCUAGGGUCUGGCUUUACGACAUCUUUGAAAAACUUUGAGGAUUUCUCUAUCAUCUCCCAGAAAGGUCGGCAAGAUGAGGACAAUAGUGACUAUGAGAACAAUGUUGAAGACGAGAAGCUUCUGUCGACAGCGCAAGCAUUCCUCAGUUGCUUGCAUGCCUAUGUCGACGUGGUUGGCCUUGAUCAAGUCAAUCCAUCCGACAUGUUGUAUCCAGUGCGACGGGCGGUGGUUCUUCGGGCAUUGCUGGAAGAAAGAGAACCGAAAUUGAAGAUGGGUGAAGGUGUAUCCAUCGAUCAGAGUGUCCUAGAUGGGCUUCUCCUAAUACCAACCUACCGACAUGGACUUCGGUCUUUGAAGUCUAUAAUUGCUCUGAGUAAAGUCACCGGAAAGCGACAUUUCGAACGAGCAGCACUGCCACCGGAAGCGCAAUUAUGCUUGCACCUCGAUUAUCCAACAUUCAUGGAGUGUUCACGAUACAACAGGAUGCCGGAUGAGCUCACGGAGUUCAUUUCGGAGAAACUUCACAAUGUCUACAUGGACAUAAAGAGAAGGAUGGCUGCGACGGAUGAAGAGAAGCAGGCUCUAGAAAGGGACCCUUCAUUGGUUCCAUGGCCGUCACUGUCCGAAGAACUCAAAGAGUCGACCCGAGCUCAUACUCUCGACAUACCUCGGAAGCUCCGCAUGAUAUCUUGUUUUCUGGCAGAAAUGGAUGGCCUCCGUGAAGCCGUUGAAAGCUUCAGUGACAAGGAGCUAAGACUCUUAGCCGAGCGAGAGCACGAGCGAUGGAACGCCGAACGCUUACAGAACCAGUGGCAUCAGGGACAACGAAAUUCGAAGGAUCGGACAAGCCCUUUUCUUAUUCCCUGGAGAGAUCUUGAACAAAAGUGGCGGAAUGUCGAUUACGACAUGGUGAAGUCUUAUCCCACAAUCUUGCCGCACAACUACAAAAUCUACCGCAUUGGGAAGGUCGAAAAGACGAAGCUCUUCGAGCCGACCAGGGUAUUGAAUCGCGCAACGAUGUGAUGUGCUUCAUUCCUGCUGAAGCCAUGGGCUAAUCCUCUCGCUUCCAAUCCAGAGUGUUGGCGGUCUCGAUAUCUUUGCGCCCUUUCUUACCAUACGUCCUUUGGGUCCAU
This is a messenger RNA of Cladophialophora immunda, 3337 nucleotides long. RefSeq lists its product as uncharacterized. The record is from RefSeq and is a predicted model, not a curated record. Lineage: Eukaryota; Fungi; Ascomycota; Eurotiomycetes; Chaetothyriales; Herpotrichiellaceae. The transcript has a single exon. The coding region runs from base 567 to 3227 and encodes 886 amino acids.